Molecule: messenger RNA, 3339 nt
Organism: Monascus purpureus
Lineage: Eukaryota; Fungi; Ascomycota; Eurotiomycetes; Eurotiales; Aspergillaceae
Source: the annotation of a GenBank genome assembly
GAAAAGUUGGCGCCGGCUGAAUUGGAUGCGUUUCUCCUGAACACUAAACGAGCCUGGGACAUGGGGGUCAAGUUGGCCUGUGGGGGAGAUACCGGCGCCUUCGCGCACGGAGACAAUGUCAGAGAACUGGAACUCAUGCUGAACGCAGGGAUCCCGGUGGAAGAAGUGCUCGUGGCCGCAACGCUGCAUGGUUGGGAGGCCUGCGGAGGCGACCUCUGCGGACGACGCUUUGGCUGGAUAGGAAAGGGCGUCGCUGCAGACAUCGUUGGACUCGACGCGGAUCCAAGGACAGCCUCGAAUGCCCUGCGCAAGAUCAGCUUUGUCAUGAAGGACGGACGAGUGUGGAAGCGCGACGGGGUGGCCGUUGGGAUGACAUGAUGCUGGAAUGCCAGUCUCUUCUUCCUUCCCGGCCCGGUUAGCAAUGGCUGGAAGUUGAAUCCGACGAGCUGCUGCAGUGUCAUUAGUAUUGGACUGGUAUAAUCCAUAAUAAUCACUUAUCGCACAACGCCAUCAGAGUUGCGCCGCAGCGCGCCCCGUGCAUAUCUUCGGCAAUCUCGGGCAGCGUCCUAUCUGCAGCAAUAAUGUCGGAUUGCCACCUCUUAUCAGUCCCUCUCACCGUCGUUCCUGAGUCUGCAGAAGGUCCAAGCAGUCAGCCUUAGUUCUGGCACUCGCCACGCCCAUCUGCCCGGUGUUUCAUUGGCGAUGCGUGGGUGGUGUUGCCCAUCGGUUGCCCCCUAGGGCGCUGCAGCUAACUCCUGCUAGUCCCCACCGUUGCGAAGAAAUGCUUCAUAAAGCCUGCGUGCAGACAAUGUCGGCCGUCCACCAGCAUCCCAUCUUCUGCGCUCAUCUCGGAGCACUCGUCCCCCAUCCUGCCUGACAGGACGCGGCCCCUUAUGGCUUCUAUCAAGGAACAGCCGCUGGACAAAUCUGUUCACCCCGUGGUCAACAGCGCCGACGAGGAGGUGCAAGGUGGCCAAUAUGUCGAAGUAGACACUGAGGAUCCGAAUGCCCAGUACGACUAUGACUCGGAACGGUCUCCCUUCGCAGAGGUCCGUGCGGUCGUCCCUGAGACCGAUGACCCAGGCAUGCCCGUCAACACACUCCGCAUGUGGCUGCUGGGACUGAUCUUCACCAUCUUCGGCUCUGGUGUCAAUCAGUUCUUCUCUCUUCGAUAUCCCUCCGUGCACAUCGUUUCCCUGGUCGCCGAACUGCUGGCAUACCCAUGCGGCGUGGCUCUUGCCAAGGCUCUCCCCGUGAAGACCAUCAGUCUUGGACGACUGGGCAGCUUCUGCAUCAAUCCGGACCAUGAGUUCAACAUCAAGGAACACGGGCUGAUCGUGAUCAUGAGCAACGUUUCCUUCGGCUUCGGUAGCGCUGAUGCGACCAACAUCAUCCAAGCCAGCAGCAAGUACUUCUACAACUUCGGGUUGAAGGCCGGGUUCUCCGUGCUCUUCGUCAUCUGCGCGCAGCUCUGCGGCUUUGGGUUUGCUGGGCUGUCUUCCACCUGGCUGGUGGAACCGGCCAAUAUCAUCUGGCCGCAGGUGCUGUCCAACUGUGCUAUGCUGGAAAGUCUGCAUUCUCGGGCCAACAGAAUCGCGAAUGGAUGGAAAAUCACCCGUAUCCGCUUCUUCCUCUACGUCUUUGCCGGUGCCUUCGUCUGGUACUGGUUCCCUGGGCUGAUGUUCACGGCCCUGUCCUAUUUCACCUGGCUCUGCUGGAUUCUCCCGCACAACAAGAUUGUCAACCACCUGUUCGGCAUGCAGACCGGACUGGGUCUCAGCCCCAUCACCUUCGACUGGAGCCAGGUGGCGUACAAUACGAACCCGCUUCUCUCGCCUUCCUGGGCUGCUCUCAACGUGUUCGGUGGCUUUGCCAUCUUUUUCUGGAUCGUCAUCCCUGCGAUCUACUACACAAACACAUGGUUCACUGCUUAUCUCCCGCUGAUGACGGCCGACGUCUAUGACAACACCGGUGCCGUCUACAACACCAGCCGAGUCGUCGCCCCGGACCACACGCUAGACGUCGAGGCGUACCGGAACUACUCCCCUCCUUUCCUCGGAGCCUCCUUCGCCUUCGUCUACGGUCUCUCCUUCGCAUCCAUCACCUCUGUCCUCACGCACAUCUACUUCUGGCACGGAACCGAAAUCUGGAACUCCCUCAAGGGCCGCAGCAAACUCGACGUCCACGGCCGCCUCAUGCGCUCCUACCGCAAAGUCCCCUGGUGGUGGUACGGCAUCGUCGUCCUCAUCAUCACCGUCAUCGCCAUCGUCAUCGUCGAAGUCUACCACACCAAACUCCCCGUCUGGGGCGUCAUCAUCGCCAUCGUCAUCCCAGCCAUCUACAUGGUCCCCUGCGGCAUCGUCCAGGGCAUCACUAAUGUCGACGCGAACCAGCUCUCCGUCCUCGGCGAAUUCCUCGGCGGCUACCUCUUUGAGGGCAAACCCCUCGCAAACAUCAUCUUCAAAACCCUCUCUACUGACGUCGUCGGCCAGGGCAUCUACUUCGCCAUGGACAUGAAACUGGGUCACUACCUCAAGAUCCCGCCCCGCACUCUUUUCAUGGCUCAGGGCAUCGCUACCAUCCUCGGCGCCCUGACACAGGCCGGUGUCACUAUCUGGAUGCUCGGCCAUAUCAAGGAUAUCUGCUCCCCGGAUCAAUCGGAUGGCUUCUCCUGCCCAUCCGGGAGAACAGUCUACUCCGCCUCCGUCAUCUGGGGUCUUGUCGGUCCCAGCCGUCUCUAUUCCGUCGGAAAGAUCUACUCGUCCCUCCUGCAUUUCUUCUGGAUCGGCGCCGUCAUCCCAGCCGUCACCUACUACGUCUACAAGUACACGAAACAGAACUUCUGGAAGUACGUCAACUGGCCCCUCAUAUUUGUCGGUACGUACAACGUGCCCCCCGCCACGGGCAUCAAUUAUUCCAGCUGGGCCUUGGUCAAUUUCCUCUUCAAUUCCUGGGUCAAGCGCAAGUUCUUCGACUGGUGGACUAAGUAUAAUUAUGUCCUUGCUGCCGCGCUGGAUACCGGUCUCGCGCUUAGUGGCAUUAUUAUCUUCUUCUGCGUCUCGUAUCCCGGUGCCGUCUUCCCAGAUUGGUGGGGAAAUACUGUCUAUUUGAAUACUGAUGAUGGCUUGGGCGUGCCGUACAAGGAAAUGCCUGCUUCAGGGUACUUUGGGCCUCCUAAUGGGACAUGGACUUGAUUUCUUUCUUUUUCUGUUUAUCGUGUACCAUUAUCUUGAGAGCACAUAAGUGUAAUGAAAUAGACCUCAUACAUUUCUCCUAUCCAUCUCUCUACCUCUCAGUUUUGUUUACCACCAUCUACACCGCGCACAUGAGGAAUUUCGA